UUGAUUAAUUCACCGGACGGAAGUGUCACAACUCAAAAGCUAGUAGAAGCUCCCUUCCUAAGCACUGUCAUCCCUGGCCAUCCAGAUCUAAGCUCAAGCCUGUGGUGUGUGCAACCCAGAUUUUGGAAGUCUGGUGUCCAUACAUUGCUGGUGAGAAAGGAAGGCCGAAUUUGCAGAUGGCACGGGUAAAGGCAGUACAUCUGAGCUCCAGGUACUGAACUGAAGGCUGCAUAUUCCCAAGUCACAGAUCAUAACAACUACAACGAAGUGUCUGUCUACAAAUUAAGAAGCAGAGACUCGGAGAGGCUGGAGGGCUACAGCUACUAAACUUGCUUCACAGUGGAAAGAGAUAAUCACACACGAAAACACUGGCACAUUACGGCCCUGUUAGUUGCAGGAAAAUCAUGGUCGGUAUGGAAGCUGCUGCACUGUCUGCUUCAAUCACCACAACAUUGAAGAUUGUGGGUAACAGGUUAGCUCCACUGGUCAUCAAAGAGUACAGCUCUAUAGUGGGUGUAACAAAGGAUCUCAAAGAGCUCCAAGAUCUAGCACAGGAGUUCAUGUGUCACAGGAAUUUCAUUUCGAAAAGUUCAUCCAGAAAUUGUUUGAGGCUUUUGCUGAUAAAGAUCCCGGGCAGCAUUCCCUGCCGUAUAUGAGCAAAAGAAUCCAAGAGGGGUUGAGUCAAAAGAAGUUCCUGAUUGUAAUGGAUGACGUUUGGACAGAAUCCCAAAAUCAGUGGGGACAAAUAAUGGGGCAUCUGAAAACUGCUGCACCUGGAAGUAGGAUUUUACUCACUACUCGCAGUAGAAAUGUUGCAGAAGCAGUUCGAUCCACAUACCAGUAUUGUGUGCCACGCUUAUCGCCGGAUGACAGUUGGCAGCUGUUCCAACAAAGCUUUAGGAUGCCUGCAAUAUUUUUGGAGUCUAACUUUAUAAUGGUUGGAAAAGUGAUUGUGGAAACAUGUUGCGGGUUGGCACUAGCAAUUAAAGUUCUUGCAGGUUCUCUUGGUGGUAAGGAACUAAUAGGAGAGUGGCAGGCCAUGAGAGACAUUUUAUCAGAAGUUGAGGGUGAAGAAUCAGUAUCUAAAUGCUUGAAGUUGAGUUAUUUCCAUUUGCCAUCCAAUCUGAGGCGGUGCUUCACAAUGUGUUCAUUGUUUCCAAAAGGUCAUCUGAUCUAUAAACAACAAUUGAUUGACCAAUGGAUUGCUCAUGAUAUGAUCAUUUUGACUCCUGGUGUUGAUGAUCUGGAGCAUAUUGGCCUCAUAUACUUUAGUUCACUUGCGAAGUGUCUUUUCUAGAAGAUGUAGAGGAAACUAAUGGGAGAGUGAGCUGCAAGAUGCAUGAUUUGGUUCAUGAUCUUGCCCGGGUCAUCUUGUCUGAGGAAAUUUCAACUGGUGUGCCAGAGGAUGAAACCAGUUCCACAAAAGGCUGCAGAUACUUUUGUUUAACUAAUAUUCAAGAACCAAGAAAACUUUUGCCUGAAAAGGUUUUUGAUAAUGCACGUGCUGUGUAUGUUGAUAACAGCGAUACUAUAAUAUCUGGCAAGGCACUAAAAAAGGCAAAACACUUGCGUAGUGUUAUUGCAGAUCAUAUUAUAUCAACAGCUGUGCUCUCGGCCAUAUUUGAGGUUAAAAAUCUGAAAUAUCUUGAGAUGACUCGAUUGCAAUGUGAAGCACUCCCUGAAGCUAUUACAGAUAUUUGGAGCCUGCAGGCUUUGCAUCUAACAUACAGUGGUCUUCUCGAGAUGCCAAAAUCAAUUUGUAAGCUACAGAAGUUAAGAACGUUGAACCUAUCUCAUUGUGAAGAAAUGAAAUGUUUACCAGAUUCAAUUGGUAACUGUAGAAUGCUUUCAAGCAUUGAUCUUUGUGAUUGCCAGAAGCUUAUAGCCUUGCCAAACUCUAUUGGCAGAAUUGAAAAGCUAAGAGUUUUGAGACUAGGUCGCACCAAACUUAAGAACCUACCAUCAAGUAUAAAUACACUGAGAAAUCUGGAGUGUUUGGACCUGUUUUGUUGUAGGGAACUGGUGGAGCUUCCUGAAGGCAUUGAUAACUUGCAGAAGCUUCAAGUUUUGAACCUCAAAAAUUGUGAGAGGCUGGUAGAGCUACCUGAAGGCAUCAGCAACUUGGAGAAGCUUCAAAAUUUGAUCCUAGAUGGUUGUUCUGAAUUGGGAGGUAUGCCUAGAGGCAUCGGACAGCUGAAUCGACUGCAAAAGUUGGGCUUAUUUGUUGUGGGUGAGGGAGAAAAGUUUGCAGGAAUCUCAGAGCUUGCAAACGUAGGUGGGAAUAGUGAAGAUCUAAUUGUCAGAGGUAUUGAGCAUGUGAUUGAGCCGCAUGAUGCACACAAGGCAUGCUUGAAACAGAAGACAAAUAUACAGAUGUUGACCCUAGACUGGAAUAGGCAUGAUGGUAUUGGUGAGGCUAACACUGAGCUGCAGCAGGGUGCACUUGAUGGCCUGGAAGUGCCGCCUGGAAUUAAAAAGCUGGAAAUUCGUGGGUAUUCAGGUAGGCAAUAUGCACGGUGGAUGUAGAAUGAGGUUGGUGGUAGAGGACAGGGGAUUGCUCACUUCUCAUUUUUAAGGGUGAUGAAUCUGUCUGAUUUCCCAAUCUUGAAGCAGUUGUGUGGACUUAUGGAGCUUCCUUGUUUGGAGGAGCUUGUGCUGAAUAACAUGCCUUCUCUAGAGAGGAUAAGCGGAGGCCCAUUUCCUUCACUGGUGAAGUUAGCUAUGUAUAGCCUGCCUAGGUUGAGAGAUGUAUGGAUAGUAACAAAGACGACCAUGUCUGAUAGAGAAGAGGGAGGAAGCUUUAGCAAUUGCAAAUAUCACAUGGGACAAGAAUUCCGAGUUGGCAACUGCUUAUCGUAUUUGAUUGUACUUUCUUGUCCUAAGUUGAAGGUCAAGUCAUACCUUCCUUUGUCACUGCAGCUAUUAGGUGUGUACGGUAUUAGUGAGCGGCUACUGGAAUCACCACGCCGAUGUGAGGGGUACUCUUUGCCGUUUAUUUUUAGCCACCUGAAGAUGCUUAAUCUAUGUCAGAUCACAGAAUUUGGAUAUGGACCAGGGUCUGGACGUAGGUGGAAUUUGCUGCAACACAUGACAACGCUUGAGUCAUUGAAGAUUGACGACAACUUUUUUCAACUAACCGAACUACCAGAGAGCUUGGGGAGCCUCCAUUCUCUGCAAAAGUUGACCAUCAACUCAUGCAAUAUGAUUAGGCUUCCCCAAUCAAUGGGCCAUCUCACAUCCCUCCAUUCUCUGGACAUAUGCAAUUGCUCUGCUAUUCACAAGCUGUCUGAGUGUCUUGGGGAACUCUGUUCUCUGCAGCAGUUGAUCAUUCAGUCAUGCGACAGCCUGAGUAGCCUUCCCCAAUCAAUGGGCCACCUCACAUCCAUCCAGGAGCUACGAAUAGAAGAGUGCCCUGCACUUCACCAAUUGCCUGAAUGCUUGGGCGAGUUUUCUUCUCUUCGGACUCUACAUGUAAGAGACCUGCCCAACAUAAAAAGCCUUCCCCAAUCGCUCCAGCGCCUCACAUCUCUGCAGGAUCUCAUAAUUUAUGACUGUGAUGAACUUCAAGAGCUGCCUGAAUGCCUGGGAGAUCCCCGCUCUCUACAGAAACUAGAAAUUUCUGGGUUGCCGAGGCUGGCAUGCCUUCCUGAAUUCAUGUGCCGGCUCACUUCCCUUAAACAGCUAUGGAUCAAAAACUGCCUGGGCCUCACAUCCUUACCGAUGGGGAUGAAAAGCCUUUCCUCCCUUGAAAAUCUAGAGGUCAAAUGGUGCUCGGGAAUCAAAUCCUUGCCAGAGGGCAUAUUUGGCCUCCCCAGUCUCCAGACACUGGAGAUCUCUGAAUUUCCAGAAAUCAAAUCAUUGCCGGAGGGGAUAAAGUGCCUCACCAGUCUGCAGAUAUUGCGGAUCGACAACUGUCCGGGAAUCAAAACCUUGCCGAAGGGCAUAAAAAGCCUCACUGCUCUGAAGCAAUUGUGGAUCCAUGGCUGCUCUGAUCUGGUGAGGUCCUGCGAGAAAGGAAAGGGGGCAGACUGGCACCUCAUUUCCCACAUCCCUGAUCUACUGAUUUAUUAAGUGGCUGCCUGUAGAGGGUCGCCUGCAAAAUAUUCCAGGUCCGGUUCCAUGCACCACAUGCAGCUGUGCUCGUACAAUGCUGUCUGCUCGAGGCUUUUGCAUAUGUUUUCACCCUUACUUAUGGGAAUCCACUUUCCGGUUGCAAGUUGAUGUUCUACAUAUUCAGAAGGUCCUUGUUACGCCUGCCUAACAGAAAGCAUCAAGUGGUUGCCAGUAAGCAAAUCACAUUUCAAGAUGCAAAGCAAGAUGAAAGACCUGCAAGGGUGAAAACACAACGUAUAUGGAGAUAUUGAGGCCAGCUUUGUUUCGAUCUUUUGGUGCUGCUAAUAAUCCAUACCUGUGGAGACGAAUUAGAAAGCUUUCUUUCGAUCAAGUGGGCAGCCCAAAACGCUAUGGCCUAUGGGGCGUCCUGGAGCUCUGCUUUGCCAUGAAGUGCAUUACUUGUUGCGUACUACUUCCACCUUGCCUGCUCUCAAGUGCUGCAGCAAACUUCCUUUGGUACCUGAUGACAUGAAGUAAUUUGGUGGACUGCACCUUUUAUUAUCCAUAGAAGCAUGUAACAUUCAGUUGUAUCAACUAUCAAGCCGACAAGUCGCCUCUGUUAGAUCCAACGCAUUUGUCAGAACAAGUAGUGUUUACUUUUUCUCUUUACAUAUGAAAUUAGAUAUAGUUCAGAAGAAAAACGUUCUGUUCUGAUGUGCAGGUAACAUGAUGGGCCUGCUUAUCAUCAGUUGAGUCCAGUUCAUCAUGGACAAAAAGGACACGUAGUAGUCAGUCAGGUACUCGGGUGAAAAAUGUUCCUGUUCUUCUCUGACAGUGCAAACAGUUGUGACGAAAAUAUACUGAUGCAAUGCAACCACCAGGAGUAAGGCAAAAUGUUCCUGUUC
Messenger RNA from Panicum virgatum (switchgrass), 4958 nucleotides. Its product is annotated as disease resistance protein RPV1-like. The coding region runs from base 1336 to 2526 and encodes 396 amino acids. Gene Ontology annotation, molecular function: protein binding. The record is from RefSeq and is a predicted model, not a curated record. Lineage: Eukaryota; Viridiplantae; Streptophyta; Magnoliopsida; Poales; Poaceae. The transcript has 6 exons.